UUUUUCUCUAUGGUAUGGUUUAACCUCUUGCUAAAAAAUUACGUUCCUGUACGAACAAAUUUCAAAAUGCAACGGGUUUUUUGACAUUUCUCUGUUUCGUUUGUUUAUUUUAUGUCCUUUCGUGUUAUCAUAUUCAACAUAAAUCAAAUUGUUUUCUUUGAACAGUAACGUAAUAUAAGUUCUGGCUAUGAUAUUUCACUGAGAAAACAUUACAGAAAAUUAGAGACUGUCAUGCAAAAUUGACGACUUUUUAAAGAAGAUACCUAGUUUUCUAUUUUAGUGACAAUUCUGCAAUUUCAGUAAGAUGGAAAGUAUUCACAAGGAAAUACUUUCUAAAUCAAAAAUGGCGGAGCUCCAGGCUAUCAUGACAAAGAUGCCUCUGGAAGUGUGUUGCGUCGCAGCACUGCCUGAAUUUGGGCUGAGAUGGCGGGAAGUGGCCCGUGCUAUUCGCAAUGCUCGUCUACCAAUGACGUCGGCGAGCGUAGCCCGCGUGAUAUGCCGUCAGGCGGCCAAAUCACUACCAUCCGACGACAUCGAAGAUAUACUAGCCAAACUGAGAUUGAAGUUGAUCGCAACUCAGAAUCGCACUUGGCAUGUAAUCAGACUAUCUAAUAAAGUGACGGAGGAUUCAGUUUCGUCACUGACCCAAUAUUUGCCCGCUAGAAUACGGCAGGCUCUUAAAAAUAAACGCAAAACUGGUAGAGUAGAGGUACAGACCACAAUGCUCGGAGAUCUGAUAUACUUAAGCAUCCAGUUAGUGUCUGAGCAUAGAGAAGGCAGCGUAUUAUACGUAGCCACGCCCCCCGGACAUGACGUGGCACUAGUCAGCUCUUUGUCUAUGGCCACAUUUAUAAAGGCUGCUGUGCAAGGUCUCGGGUAUAAAGAAUUUGUGGAUGCUAAGUUAUAUGGUUCUGAUGUCAAUUCCCUGUUACGUAUAAACGAUAGAGCUUGCAAUGAAAACGUGGAACAUCUCCAUGAGCUGCCAACUUAUGAGCCAACGCCAGUGAUAACUAAACAAGGCAUAGACUACACGAACAGAGCUUACGAUGAGAAAUACAUAGACAAUAUCCUAGGACCAUCACCGCCAUUGCUGACUGAUUUGAAGAUAACCUCCCAUAAAACAUUUUUUGAUCCUUCGAAACUGAAUAAGCAGAUCAAUUUGAGAUUUCAUUUGAAGAGUGAUGAUGUUGCGAAGUCAUUGAAGUCUUGGGUGGUGAAAGGUGCUUUGGCACCAACUUCGGAUUUCUUUCAUAUAUUUAAUAAGAUUAAAUCUAAUAAUAUCACUUAUACUCGUGAGGAUAGCGAUUAAAUAAGUUGAUUUUC
Diatraea saccharalis (sugarcane borer) is the source of this 1323-nucleotide messenger RNA. The record is from the annotation of a GenBank genome assembly. Lineage: Eukaryota; Metazoa; Arthropoda; Insecta; Lepidoptera; Crambidae.